Molecule: messenger RNA, 4192 nt
Organism: Manis pentadactyla (Chinese pangolin)
Lineage: Eukaryota; Metazoa; Chordata; Mammalia; Pholidota; Manidae
Gene: EPB42
Product: erythrocyte membrane protein band 4.2
Exons: 14
Coding region: 1221-3296 (691 amino acids)
Biological process (GO): peptide cross-linking
Molecular function (GO): protein-glutamine gamma-glutamyltransferase activity
Source: RefSeq, a predicted model, not a curated record
UUAAUUUUUUUACAUUUAGAGUUUUGAUCCGCCUGAAAUUUAUUUUGGUAUAUGAUGCAGGUAGGAAAACUACUUUAUUUUGACAAGGUAGUUAUCCCCAAACCAUUUACUAGUGAAUCCUUAUCUUCCCCACUGAUUCAAAGUGCCACUUUUGGCACAUAUCUAAUGCACCCAUGUAGUCUAUGCACUUUUCAAUUACAGUAAUGUCGUAAUAUAUUUUGAUAUCUAGGAAGCCUGGUCAUACUACAGGCUUCCCAGAUAUUAAAACAUAUUUAGAUCUUUUUAGAUCAUAUUUUAGAUCUUUUAGAAAUGUCUUUUUGAAACUUAGAAUCAAUUUUUUUUAGUUCAGAGAAAAAGCAUUUUAUUGGGAAUGCAUUAAAAUUAGGAUCUAAAUUAUCUGAUCUUUCAUAAUUAUUUUUUAGCAGAUUCAUGUUUCCCAGGUAAAAAUCGUGUCAUCUUCAAAUGAUGAAAACUUUACUUCUUCAUUUCUCAUGAAGAAUCUUUUUGGGGGUAAGUGAGAAGGCAGCAGCUUCAUUUUUUUACAUAAUAAGAUCCUUCAAAUGGGCAAUGGUUCAAAGCUGUUAAAGUAUAAAAUGGUAAACAGCAGAAAAAUCACCUUCCUACCCAAUCCCCAGCUGUAGUUUCUUUUAUCCCCUCCUGUAGAUAUCCCAGAUACAUGCAGCCCAGCACAGCUGCCCUGGGAGCUUCUGGUGACACAGUUUUAGAAGCCCAGGCAAAAGUUGGAUUUUAGAGGCCAAAGAGCGCCAAGUGGGGGAUUCUUUCCUCUGUCUUGUCUCCUCAGUGAUUAAGCAAGUAGGAAUAGAAAAGGCACAGACCCUGAAUCCCAGGGUAGCUCCAAACCUUCCCUAGCUGAGUGUCCCAGAUCCAGCAAAAUUGGAAGAGCCGGGCUCUGGCUUCUGCUUUUAGGAUAUUUAUUUUUCACCAGAAAAUGCUACUUCCUUAUCUCUUUCACACAGAUGUAUCCCAGACAUACAUGUUCUCUCUUUAUGUUAUCAAAACAGCCCAUGAACAUCUAGCAACUUGCAGCCCAUGAUAUGUUCAGGGCCUGAGAUUUGGAGUUGGAUAUGGGCCCCUGUUUGUGGCAUCAUCUCUUCCAGAGUCUUCCAGGUGUUGUCCAGAUAGAUUCAGAGAGGGAGCCCAGAGUACCAGUUCAAGACAGGCAUUUCCUGUGGUCCUGUGGAUAAGAAGAACCUGCAGCCAUGGGACAGGCCCUGGGGAUUGAGAAAUGUGACUUCCAGGAAGCAAGAAACAAUGAGGAGCACCACACCAAGGCCAUCAGCUCCCAGCGCCUCCUUGUCAGGAGGGGGCAGCCCUUUACCAUCUGCCUGCACUUCCGGGUUCCCAUUCACAAAUUUCUGCCUACCCUGAAGAAGGUUACCCUCAUUGCACAAACUGGAAAGCAGCCUUCUGGAGCCAACAAGACCCAAGUCAUAUUCCCAAUUUCCAGUCUGGAGGACCGGAAGUGCUGGAGUGCGAUGGUGGAGGAGAGAGACGACCUGUCCUGGACCAUCUCUGUGACCACGCCUGCAAAUGCUGUCAUUGGCCACUACUCACUCCUACUGCACGUCCGGCGCAGGAAGCCACGCCUCCUGGGCCAGUUCACACUGCUCUUUAACCCGUGGGCUAGAGUGGACGCUGUAUUCCUGGAGAAUGAGGCUCAGCGCGGGGAGUACUUGUUGAACCAGAAUGGCCUCAUCUACCUAGGCACAGCUGACUGCAUCCAGGCAGAGGCCUGGGAUUUUGGCCAGUUUGAGAGGGAUGCCGUCGACCUCAGCCUGGACUUACUGAGCAUGGACCAGCAGGUGGAAGAGUGGGGCAACCCAGUGCAUGUGGCCAGAAUUUUGGGCGCUUUGUUGCAUGCUCUCAAGGAGAAGAAUGUCCUGCCCAGUGCACAGACCCAGGACAUCCAGGAAAGGGCGAAACUGCACAAGCGCCGGGGCAGCAUGCCCAUCCUGAGGCAGUGGGUCUCAGGCCGAGGGCGACCUGUGUGCGAUGGUCAGGCCUGGGUGCUGGCUGCCGUGGCUUGCACAGUGCUGAGAUGCCUGGGAAUCCCUGCCCGCGUCAUUACCACGUUCACUGCAGCCCAGGGCACCGGCGGGGAGUUGCUCGUAAACGAGUAUUACAACGAGGAGGGGUUUCAAAACGGGGAAGGCCAGAGAGGCAGAAUCUGGAUCUUCCAGAUGUACACAGAGUGCUGGAUGAGCCGGCCUGAUUUGCCUGGUUAUAGCAGAUGGCAGAUUCUGAACCCAACUGCUCGUGAUGGAGUCCUGGAGGCCUGUGAUCUGGUCCCAGUCAGAGCCAUCAAAGAGGGGAUACUGGGACUGACCCCUACAGUAUUGGACCUUUUUGCCGCAGUAAAUGCCUCAUGUGUGGUCUGGAAGUGCCGUGGGGAUGGGACCCUGGAGCUGACUGACUCUAACACUAAGUACCUUGGCAACAACAUUAGUACCAAGUGUGUGGGCUGUGACCGUUGCGAGGACAUCACUCAGAACUACAAGUACCCUGAAGGAUCUGUUCAAGAAAAAGAGGUGCUGGAGAGAGUCCAGAAGGAGAGAAUGGAACCUGGGGAAGACAGUGGCACCAGUCCUCCCACUCUCAAGAUUGCCAAUCCUCUGUACCUGCUUUUGGAAGUGCCCAGCUCCCUAUUCCUGGGAGGGGAUGUCCCGUUCUCAGUGACCCUGAUUAACCCCAGCGACCAGGACAUGGUGGUACACCUGGCAGUUUGCGUGCAGGCCAUGUACUACAACGGCAUCCUUGCUGCCGAGCUCUGGAGGAAGAAGGCAACAUUUACGCUCGUUGCCAACACAGCAAAGACAGCCACCACCACCCUGUCCUGUGCCUCUUUUGAUCAAAGCCCCCCGGAGAACAGUUUCCUUAGGCUCAUAGCCAUGGCAACACACUCCAAGUCUGGCCUUACCUGCUUUGCUCAGGAAGACAUCGCCAUUUGUAGACCACGCCUUGUAAUUGAGAUGCCAGAGACAGCAGAGCAGUACCAACCCCUAAAGGUGUCAGUCAGCGUCCAUAACUUCCUAGAUGUUCCCAUGGAGGACUGUAUGAUCUCCAUCUUCGGAAGGGGGCUCAUUCACAGGGAGAGGAGCUACAGAUUAGGUUUGGUGCAGCCCAGAAAAACUCUGCGUACCCAAUUCCAGUUCACGCCAACACAGGUGGGGCUCCAGAGGCUCACUGUGGAAAUGGACUGCAACGUGUUCCAGAACCUAACCAAUUACAGAAGUGUCACUGUGGUGGCCCCCUCUGGCGUGAACUCCCAGCUCUAGCAUCACUUUCUCCAGCCCACCCCCUUGAAUCUGUAAUCUAAAACCAAACGUGCUGGGAAGGGAAACUUUGCUUAUCAGACAAGUAAAUCUCCACUCAGGUUGAGAACAGUGACCAAGAACAAAACUAGAUUCCCAGAAAUCAAAACAAAAGACAUUCUCUUCUGUCACCCCAGCUUAAAGCAUCUAGGAAGACUGGUUGUCUUAGAAUAGCAACUACUGGGCUUGAGUGACAAAAAGAAGCCUUUGGAAAGGCAUUUGGCUAAGUACAUUCAGAUUUCUGAGACUGAGGGUUUUUUAUAACCAUUUUGCUACUCACUAACACAUUAUGAGUAAGAAAAAGAGCCUAACAUUUAAAUCACUUUUGCAUUUCUGUUGAAAUGGGAAUUUUAAGUAAUCCUAAGACUAUAUUAUUGUUGUUAUUCCUGAUCAUUAUCCUUAAAGAUCCAAAGAUGACUGAACAAAGUUAAAACAUUUACAACACAGGACUUGAGAGUAGAAUGGUCUUCUAGAUUCAGCUAUUGAUGUCUUUAUUAGACUUCUAUAUUCAUUAAGUAUCCCACAAUUAAAGUCUGAUGUUAGUAACAUGAAAUUGGUCCAGUAAAGAAAUAUGAAUAUUAUUUGGUAUAUAGAAAAUAGGCUGUAUAAGAAAAAAGAACUGGACUCGUUUUGUACAGUUACGACUUCCUGUUUGUUUACAUUGUUUUGUUGCUUUGGCACUCUUUGAUUUUAGUUCCUUUUCUUUGACGCUUGUUAAAAGUGCGGAAUGGUACUUCACAAAAAUAAAUUAAAACUCAUUUGACUCAGAGUAUUAUGCUAAGUGAAAUAAACCAGGCAGAGAAAGAUAAAUACCGUAAGAUUUCACUUGUAGGUGGAAUCUAAGAAAACAAAACAAAACA